Molecule: messenger RNA, 1089 nt
Organism: Aureobasidium namibiae CBS 147.97
Lineage: Eukaryota; Fungi; Ascomycota; Dothideomycetes; Dothideales; Saccotheciaceae
Product: Hus1-like protein
Exons: 4
Coding region: 1-1089 (362 amino acids)
Biological process (GO): mitotic intra-S DNA damage checkpoint signaling; nucleotide-excision repair; telomere maintenance
Cellular component (GO): nucleolus; site of double-strand break; checkpoint clamp complex
Source: RefSeq, a predicted model, not a curated record
AUGCGUUUUCGAGCAGAUAUACAGAACAACAAUGUGUUUACGAAAUUGACAGCUUCACUCGCGUCAUUGGGACCAGUCGCUUGGGUCAAGUUGAGCAACGAAGAUGUUCGCUUCACUGUGAUUCCUGAUAAUGGCUCAUCGGUCUGGGCGAAGGAUCAAAUAUUCGAAACAUACACCAUCCAGUCUGCAGCAGAGAACAACACAAUCAACCUUGAAGUGCCGCUACAGAAUCUACACCGAGCGCUCAAGUCGGCUCAAAAUGCCAGCCAUGCUUCCAUCCGUCUGACCAAGAAGAACAACAUCCCACUUCUUUCUUUGACAAUCACAACCGCCAUCUUCGCCGGUGCACCCAAGCCGGUAGCACACAGCGCUCCACCAGACCAACAUGGCUACGAUCCGGGCUACCCCACAGACGACGAGUUCGGCAACCCAUUCCUCACAGACGAGCUCGACGAGCCUGUCUACGAUCGUCCAAAUAGAGAAACCAUCAUCACUCAAGACAUCCCCAUCAAAGUCCUUUCGCCAGCCGUGGUAGCAGGCCUCAGCGAACCCCGGGCUAGAGAGCCGGACGUUCACAUUCAGCUUCCACCACUACUGCAGCUCAAGUCCAUCUCCGAUCGCUUCACCAAGCUCGCCGUCUCGAGCAUGAAAACGCCGAACGGAUCCACGGGCUUUCGAGGCAACACAGCGCGGGCACCGAAACUGGAGUUAAGCGCCAACAUGCACGGAUGCUUAAGAUUAAGGCUGAAGACCGACGCCAUGGAUAUCAGCUCAAAGUGGACAGGGCUUAACAAUCCCGAAUUGGAUCCUCAGACGAUCGAAGGCGGUGAGGAGGGUAUCGCACAACAUCCGAGUACUCGAAUGCGAACGCGAGGUGAUCCCGAGGGCAUCAGUGAUGAAGGCUGGGCAGUGGUGAGAUUGGAUGGCAAGGACUGGGGCAAGGUACUGGGCAUUGGCAGAGUGGGUGGACGAGUCAUUGCCUGCUUUUGCGAUGAGCAUGCCUUGAUAUUAUAUGUCUAUCUCACGAACGAGGAUGCGGCUGGCCCAGAAUCGGUGAUAACAUACUACAUCAGUUCAUACAGUCAAUAG